UUUGCUGGAUUCAGUGACAGGCUUGUUCCUGGAAUGUUGGUCGCUUCCUUAUUCCCAAGAACCAUCGCUUCAAAUUUUCCGGGAGCUGUAUAUGUUUCGCAAAUGUUGCAGUUCAAGUUGCCAGUGUACAUUGGAGAGGAGAUAGUUGGUGAAAUAUGUGCAACAAAUAUCAAGGUUCUGAAAGCAAAACAUGUGGUCAAAUUUUUCACCAAAUGCUUCAAACGUGAUGGCGCGCUUGUUAUUGAUGGCGAGGCCCACAGCGAUCCUGCGGAGUCUGAACAAAGAACUAGCUCGACAGUGACUGUCGAGCUGAAGAACAAAAAAUUAUUUCUUGUUUAA
Molecule: messenger RNA, 339 nt
Organism: Ipomoea nil (Japanese morning glory)
Lineage: Eukaryota; Viridiplantae; Streptophyta; Magnoliopsida; Solanales; Convolvulaceae
Product: (R)-specific enoyl-CoA hydratase-like
Exons: 3
Source: RefSeq, a predicted model, not a curated record